UUACCGCGCAGGGUUCGUCGAUGCUGCAGAUGCUCCAAAAUGGCCGAACAAAAACCUAAAGGUUUUAAUCGCCGAGGAGCUUUUAAGCAGAAAAACGUCUUCAAUGUGAAAGACCACCAGUUCAUCCCCAAGUUCUUUCGUCAGCCUACCUUCUGUGCUCAUUGUAAAGAUUUCAUAUGGGGACUUCUAGGAACUCAAGGGUAUCAAUGCAAAGUCUGCUCUUUCGUUGUCCACAAAAGAUGCCACGAAUUUGUAUCCUUCAAAUGCCCAGGAGCUGAGGACCUGAAUGAAAACGUUCCAGUUUCACCUCAUCAUUUUAAAGUUCAUACUUAUUCGAGUCCAACGUUUUGCGAUCAUUGCGGAUCCCUACUUUAUGGUUUGAUCCAUCAAGGCAAAAAAUGCGAGGCUUGUGAGAUGAAUGUCCACAAAAAAUGUGAGCAAGCCGUACCUAAAUUAUGUGGUGCUGAUCAUACAGAAAGACGGGGUAGAAUCCAUCUUAAAGUUUGUUACGAGCCGACAAAAUCGUCCAACGGAGAAGAAAGAGGUCUUCUUCGAGUUGAAGUACGAGAAGCCAAGAACCUUAUUCCAAUGGAUGUCAAUGGUUUUUCUGAUCCUUACGUCAAGGUGAAGUUACUACCAGACCCUGAAAGCAGUAGCAAGAAAAAGACCAAGACGAUUAAGAAAACCCUCAAUCCUGUCUACAAUGAGUCUUUUGACUUUAAAAUCCAGCCAAAAGACAAAGAUCGGCGUCUGUCUGUCGAGGUGUGGGACUGGGACAGAACAUCUAGAAAUGACUUCAUGGGCUCCCUGUCGUUUGGUGUCUCUGAGCUGCUGAAGCAAGGUGUUGAAGGCUGGUUCAAGCUGUUAAGUCAAGAGGAGGGAGAGUAUUAUAACAUUCCCAUCAAUGAGGAUGUAGGUCAGGCUGUGUCUGAACUGCAGAGGAAAUUCAAGUAUUUGAAGACCCAGCUGGAAGAAGAAGAACAGCGCUACCAAGCAAAGAAGGAUCUUGUGGCUGAUCCCAAUGCUAAAAAGUUUAGACCUGAAGAUUUUCAUUUUCUAAAAGUUUUAGGCAAAGGCAGCUUUGGAAAGGUCAUGCUUGCAGAAAGAAAGAAUACAGACGAGGUAUAUGCCAUCAAAGUGUUAAAAAAAGACAUUAUAGUUCAAGACGAUGACAUUGAGUGUACCAUGACAGAGAAGCGAGUGUUGGCCUUGCUGGGAAAGCCGCCAUUCCUUACCUCUUUGUUCUGCUGUUUUCAGUCAAUGGAUCGAUUAUAUUUUGUGAUGGAGUUUGUCAAUGGAGGAGAUUUGAUGUUUCAUAUUCAACAGGCUGGUCGCUUCAAGGAACCUCAAGCAGUGUUUUAUGCUGCAGAGAUCGUUAUAGGACUGUUAUUUUUACACAAGAGAGGAAUAGUUUACAGGGAUUUGAAGCUGGAUAACGUGAUGUUAGAUAGCGAUGGUCACAUCAAGAUUGCUGAUUUUGGGAUGUGUAAAGAAAGCAUGGGAGAUGGCAAGACCACUCGAACAUUCUGUGGGACACCCGAUUACAUCGCACCAGAGAUCGUAGCAUAUCAACCCUAUGGUUACUCUGUGGAUUGGUGGGCACUGGGCGUCUUGAUCUACGAGAUGUUAGCUGGACAGCCUCCGUUCGAUGGCGAUGACGAAGACGAACUGUUCAAUUCUAUUUUAGAACACAAUGUUUCUUAUCCCAAAUCCAUGUCUAAAGAAUCCGUGUCUAUUAUCAAAGGGUUCCUUACCAAACACCCUGCAAAGCGUCUUGGCUGCUCGGAUAACGGAGAGUUUGAGAUCAGAGAUCAUUUAUUCUUCAGACACAUUGACUGGGUUAAACUAGCAUCUAGAGAAGUACAACCGCCAUUUAAACCGAAAAUCAAAUCAAAGCGUUCUUUCGACAAUUUUGAUCCAGAAUUCACAGACGAAGCAGCGCGCCUGACGCCUUGUGAUAAGUCCUUCAUAGCGAACAUCAACCCGAAAGACUUCGAAGGCUUCUCGUACGUUAAUCCUGAUUUCGAAACCACCGAAGGGGAAAUCAAUCUUUAAUAAUUCUAACAAUUUAUUCCGAGAAAUCUUUCAUUUAGCUCUAGCCUUAGGAUCUUUCUAUUAGUUCAUGAACAUAUUGGGGGGUUUGAUCACCCUUUUCACCAAUCAGAUAGAAGUAUUUAUACUCGAUAUAGAAAAACCUUGCCCUGCUUAAAGUGUAAUGAUUGGGAUACCUGUGGUGAGGCAGAUGGAGACGACAAUUGUUCCUUGAAUUGACGUGAAGGGGUAAAAAUGCAAAGUUGGGCUUCCUGUAUUUCGCAUUCUAGUUCGACAAAUUUCAAAGAUUUACGCGAUCCCUGCAUAGGACUACAAGUACCAGGAUGCUUUGCGUUCGUAUAUCUAUUUAGUUUCGAUAGACAUUCUGAGAUUUAGUUAUAGUUGGCCCAUUUAAGGUCACGUGACUUUUUCAAUUUUUCGUGUGUUUUUUUUGUACCCAUUAGAGAAAUGAAACUAGGGCGUCCCAUAAUCCUUUCAGGACUAGCGUUUCCAAGGCAACAUGUUGAGAUUUUAUCUACACAUUUUAAUCCUAUUCUUGACUAGGAAUCUUAAAAGUAUGUGGAUGUUUAUAGGGCAGAUUAGAAUCACCAGUUUGGGAGUUCUCCAAGGUUCAUCACUGGGACUUGAUUUUGCCGAAAUUUAGGCUGGGAAAUUAAAUGGGAAUUCCGAAAUUCCUGCAACGAGCAUCCACGUGCGACAGAAAAUUAGUGAACUCUUUGCGUUUUCACUUCAUGUAAUACAACUUAUAAUGCAUCGAUAAAGAACUUGAGAAACUAACACACGUCAAGUAAAUGACAUGGAGUAGUGACCAGGCUGCUGGUAUUUUAUGUUAAAACGUUGCGUGAUAUGAACAACUCGCUAUGAAUCAUGGGAUACGGAGAAUGGGUUGAGCUUAUUCCCUACCCACUUCUCCCCUGCUAACCACAAAUCUGUAGGUAAUUAAUCAAUAUAUUUAAACUCUAUCUAGCUUAAUUGUCAGAGAAUUCAUAAAUGAUGAUGCUAUACUUAUUAAUUAUUAAGGAUUAUUCGUCAUGUGUUUAACAUUGUGAACCUGGGCUCAAGCUGCUACCCCAUCUAUGGAUUGUUUUUAAUCCUAUAGGUUCCCGCUAUCUUUAAAACGUGGCGAAUGACGAAAGAUGUUUCACACAAGGUGUAAUUUUAUUAGUUAAGAGGGACGUUAAAAGAAUAUGUAGUUCGGUUUUACAGUGGUUUUAAUUUAUUAAAUUCUUUAGUUAACAGAUCAAAAACAUUUCGUGUAGGGUCACGCGGCCGUAGUCUCGCUCCAAGUCUUGCUCGCUCAUUUCUAACCGUUAUAGUUAAAACUAUUAAUAAGGAUCACUUCGGGUACAUUUUGUAUAGCGUUUAAAGUGUCCAACUGCUUAAAAACACCAAAAGAAUGCGAAAAAUUUUCUUUGCGCAGUAAAUCCGUUCAAGAAGAAAAUAAAAUAAAAUAUCUUUUUGUUAGCCAUUCUGAGGUUGAGGAAAAUAUCUGGGUCGAGUUGGCAUUGCAAUUGUGGGACUGUUUUAGGAGACGAAAUAGACGCAUCUAGAAAAUAUGCGCCUUAAAAGUCCCAGAAUGCACUGUAAUGACUAAUCCACCCAGUUUUUAUCUCGUCCCGGAAGUCCUUUUUCCGUACGAUUGCCCUUAAACUUAAAAACUCUAUCGCGGAUCGAGCAAGGCUUGGAGUAAUUCUUCAAUGUAGUGAAUGAACUGUGUAUAUAAAUCAAUAUCAUAUCAAUUAUAGUGACUAUCACGUGACUAAGUCAACUGUAGACUCGUUUUGAGCUCAAAUCAGUAAACAAACUGAAAAUACA
Messenger RNA from Actinia tenebrosa (Australian red waratah sea anemone), 3867 nucleotides. Its product is annotated as protein kinase C alpha type. The record is from RefSeq and is a predicted model, not a curated record. Gene Ontology annotation, molecular function: ATP binding; zinc ion binding; diacylglycerol-dependent serine/threonine kinase activity. Lineage: Eukaryota; Metazoa; Cnidaria; Anthozoa; Actiniaria; Actiniidae. Gene Ontology annotation, biological process: protein phosphorylation.